GGCAUCAGAACUGGGACCGAUAGCUGGAACCAGGAGCGGUAGCGACUUCCCGAGUAUAGAAAUGGAGCAGUAGCCACAGCAGCGACACCCUGGGAACACAUGGAGCAGUAGCCCCAGCGCGGUAGCAGCGACCUCUUGCCCGUGGGGUCACGAUGGAGCAGUAGCCCCACUGCGGUGCUCCGCAGCAGCGACCUUCCCCGUGGGGACGGAGAUGGAGCAGUAGCCCCAGCGCGGAGCUCCGCGGCAGCAGCGGGUGGUGUUGCAGCGUCAGAGGAGACCCGAAAACCAGACAUUAUCGUGGACACUGGCAUUGUCCUUCCUCUGGCAUAGUGCUAGCUUCAAACAUAAUGGAAAGCCAAGAGUCUCUGUGUAGCACUCCCAGCCCACACUCUGAAGAGAAGGAUUCUUCGAUGUUUAGGCCAUUGGUUAGAAGUCACUUCCAACAGGCUCCUCCUGAUAGGUUCAAUGCAGUCUAUAUAAUUUUCUUCUUCCUUGGGAUUGGUUCCCUUUUGCCAUGGAAUUUCUUCUGCACAGCAAAGCAAUAUUGGUUGUAUAAACUGAGCAAUGCAACGGACCACUCUCCCCAGCAGAAUGACCUUGGUAAUUAUUUUGAGAGCUACCUCUCAUUUGCAUCGACUGUACCUUCUGUGCUGUGUCUGGUGAUUAACUACCUUGUCGUGAACAUGAUCUCUGCAAAGGUCCGCGUGCUGUCUUCCUUGUUUGUCAUGCUCGUUAUAUUCUGCAUAACCACCAUCCUGGUGAGAGUGGACACCUCUUCAUGGACCUACGGGUUCUUUGGUAUCACCAUGGCCUGUGUAGUCAUCAUUAGCGGAGCAUCCAAUGUGCUUCUGGGCAGUGUGUUUGGGGAAGUUGGAAGGUUUCCCAUGAGGAACUCUCAAGCCUUAAUUUCAGGACAAGCCAUGGGAGGAACAUUCAGUGCAGUGGCUUCAGUGAUAGAUCUUGCUGCUGCUGGUUCCAUUUUAGACAGUGCAUUGGCUUAUUUUCUCAUGGCUGAUAUUUUCCUCCUCAUCUGUAUUGUGCUCUAUCUGAUCCUACCCAGAAUCCCGUAUUCCAGCUACUACCUGAAGAGUUUGAAUGAAAGAGCACAACACACUGGAGGUGAAAAUAAUGGUCCAGUUAAUAAUGACACUGGCUCGGUCAGAAGUGCUUACCCUUCAAACAAUGCUGGCGCUACUCCUCCAUUGAAGCCCAUCCUGAAAAAGACUGCAGGCAUAGGCUUCAGCGUAUUUUAUACCUUUUUCAUUUCCAUCAUUAUCUUUCCUGCCAUCUCAUCCAGCAUCAAGCCCACUUCUAGCAGCUCAGACAGUCUGUGGACCACUAAGUACUUUGUGCCUCUGACCUGCUUCUUCUUGUACAACUUUGCUGACUGGGUUGGUCGUCAGAUAACUGCUUGGAUCCAGGUCCCUGGGCCAAAGAGCAAAGCUCUUCCCAUCUUGGUGCUUCUACGGACUGCUUUCUUGCCCUUGUUCAUAUUCUGUAAUUACCAGCCACGAGACCAUUUACACAUUGUGUUCUUCGACCAGGAUUUUUAUCCUGCUAUCUUCAUCUGUGCCCUGGGCCUUACUAACGGCUACUUGGGGACUCUGCCAAUGAUUUAUGGCCCAAAGAUUGUGCCAAAAGAAUUGGCCGAACCUACCGGCGUGGUGAUGUCUUUUUUCCUCACUCUGGGUCUUGCAGCUGGUUCUGCUUUCUCCGUUCUUGUCGUUCACUUGAUUUAAUGAAGACUGUUAGAGUGUUUGUGGGAUGAUAAACCAAGUAAGAAGUGCAUCGGACCAGAAUUAGACUUGCCAAUGUUCAUUUGAGAUAAGUACUUGGUCUACACACUGUAUAACAGAAUCAACGUUAGGAGACAGGGUAAUGAGCGUAUGAACUGUGCAGUGACUCUGUGGUUACUGACUGUUCAAAUAUCUUCCGCAUUAGGGAACCCUGGAUUGUUUAUAAAAGCAAAAAUUAUUCAUUGGAUGUUCAUGUUGCUGGCAAGACUAGCAUUUGUUGCACAUCUCUAGCUGCCCCUUGAACUGAGUGGAAAGCUCAGAUAUUUCAGAAGGCAGCAAGAAUCAACUGCAUUGCGUUGGGUCUGGAGUCACACACAGGUCAGAUCAGAUAAAGGUUGCAGAUUUCCCUCCCUAAAGGGUGUUAGCAAACUGGAUGGGUUUUUACAAGAAUCAAUUAGUGGUUACUUGAUUGUCAUUGAGGUGGUGUUCAUUCCAGAUUUGUAUUUAAUUCAAAUUUCCCCCAUCUGCCAUGGUGGGAUUCAAACUUAUGUCAUUGGAGUAUUAGAACCUUGGGUUCUGGAUUACUAGCCCAGUGACUUUACCACCACCUCCCCAUUCUGUUUUGAUGUAGUUCCUGUUUAGUCCUAACUACAGCAGGAAGAUCUGCAUUCAGCAAGUCUCUGAAAGGUUUUGCAGGUUGGUUAAGUAAAGGCGGAUUUUCCCUCUGGAUUCCUCAGCCCUAUCCUGAGGACACCAGUCUGUUUUGGACAACGUUGCACUUCCUUAUAAUCCCUUCACUGAGUGGAAUUACUUUGCUAGUGUUGCGAGGACCCAGGAGGUGAAGAAUAGUCAUGACCCACUUCCUGUUGGCGAAAAGCAGUGACAUCCAAUCCAAAGAACUUGGGGUGGAUUUGAAUUGCUGUUGGUGGACCUCAAGUAGAGAUUAUUAACCAUCCCCAAAUCAAAAUUUCUAUAACGUGCAACAAAAUGUAUUCCCAGGGCUGAUUUUAAAGAAACAAAAAUGUAGGAUUGGAUUGUUUAGGUAUCUAUUUUUAUACCUUGUUUAAAUUUCUAUGGAGUGCACAGGAGGUGCCCUCAAAAGCAGUCUUCCAAACCAUGUGGCUUCCAUGUUUGAAAGGAGCUAAGCUUGUAAUUGAGCAAUAAAACCGCCCAUGCUGAUGAUCUGAAACAACGUGAAGCCAAAAUUGCUGGAGAAACUCAACAGGUCUGACAGCAUAUGAGGCGAGAGAAACGGUUAACAUUUCGUGUUGAGUGACCCUUCUUUAGAGCAAGGAAGGGCGUUGCUCUGAAGAAUGGUCACCGAGCUCAAAAUAACAAAGUGUGGAGCUGGAUGAACACAGCAGGGCAAGCAGCAUCUUAGGAACACAAAAGCUGAUGUUUUGGGCCUAGACCCUUCAUCAGAAACUGUUUUUCUUUCUCUACACAGCUGUUAUCAGACCAGCUGAGUUUCUCCAGCAAUUUCUCUUUGUUUGCAAUCAAAAAUAUUUAGUGUUUUAGAGAAUUAUAAGAAAGUGGCUUUUUUUUUUAGUACUCCAUCCGUUGCUACUUUUAAUUUCUGAAUUCUGCAUAUAGCAGGAUAUAUAUUGGACUGAGAAUUUAUAAAAACUGUUCGGGAGUUUCUAUUAAACGUGUACAAUCUACCAUAUGUAUAAACUACAAACAGUCUUGACAUAUAGGAUAUUGGAAGGAGAAUGAUGCCAAAUAAAAAAUAUAAAUCUAUUUGUAACAA
Stegostoma tigrinum is the source of this 3486-nucleotide messenger RNA. RefSeq names its product solute carrier family 29 member 3 (gene slc29a3). The transcript has 6 exons. Gene Ontology annotation, biological process: nucleoside transmembrane transport. NCBI's taxonomy places the organism in Eukaryota, Metazoa, Chordata, Chondrichthyes, Orectolobiformes, Stegostomatidae. Gene Ontology annotation, cellular component: plasma membrane; Golgi apparatus. Bases 348 to 1739 code for a protein of 463 amino acids. The record is from RefSeq and is a predicted model, not a curated record. Gene Ontology annotation, molecular function: nucleoside transmembrane transporter activity.